Messenger RNA from Umbelopsis ramanniana AG, 270 nucleotides. RefSeq lists its product as uncharacterized. The transcript has a single exon. The record is from RefSeq and is a predicted model, not a curated record. Bases 81 to 242 code for a protein of 53 amino acids. Lineage: Eukaryota; Fungi; Mucoromycota; Umbelopsidomycetes; Umbelopsidales; Umbelopsidaceae.
CGCCAAACCACAUUAUAUACAUAUAGAGCAGGGAGCUAGAUAACCCUUUUGUCAGAGACUGUAAUGAUACUUUGCGUUUUAUGUUGAUCAGCAUCGUAAUAGCAAAAAAAAGUAAACCAAUGAGAAAGUGUAAUGAAAUGAGCGAAAAAAAAAAAAGGAAGAAGAGUAGAGUCCCUCUCGUGCUAUGCUUAUUUAUAUCUUUUAUAUCUACAUUGAAAAAUGGGUGGGGGAGAUGUAUAUAGGGUACGCACACCACAUUCUAGUACUAAA